Vombatus ursinus (common wombat) is the source of this 1178-nucleotide messenger RNA. It is a transcript of the gene PBLD, whose product is annotated as phenazine biosynthesis like protein domain containing. The record is from RefSeq and is a predicted model, not a curated record. The transcript is spliced from 9 exons. Gene Ontology annotation, biological process: biosynthetic process. Bases 28 to 921 code for a protein of 297 amino acids. Gene Ontology annotation, molecular function: isomerase activity. Gene Ontology annotation, cellular component: cytoplasm. NCBI's taxonomy places the organism in Eukaryota, Metazoa, Chordata, Mammalia, Diprotodontia, Vombatidae.
UUACCGAGAAACAGUGUGCAGGGGAAGAUGAAGCUCCCUAUGUUUGUAGUAGAUGCUUUCACUAGCGAAGCGUUCCGGGGGAACCCUGCCGCAGUUUGCCUCCUAGAAAAUGAACUGGAUGAUGACAUGCGACAAAAAAUUGCAAGAGAAAUGAACCAUUCUGAAACAGCUUUUAUCCAGAAGCUCCACCCAACGGACAGCUUUACCCAAACAGAAGAUCUUGGAUUAAGAACAAAUCGGGCCAGUCCUCCAUUGGUUCCAAAACCGAUAUUUAUUGAAGUUCCCCUGGGUGGGAAGCACAGUAUGAGGGGCUGCCAAGAACACAAAGAGAUUGGAGAAAAUAUGAAUCCGACUCUAACUUUUGUCACUCUAAGUGGGGAACUGAAAGCCAGACAGGCAGAAGACGGGAUCAUCAUGGAUCUACCACAUUGUCCCACCCAUCACAAGGAUGUUAAGGAAGUCCAGGACUUAAUCAAGUUGGCGCUGGACAACGUGCUAGUUCAGGACGUCCAUUAUUCUCCAGACACCAAGUUCCUCCUUGUUCGGAUUGAGGACUCUUACGGAAGGUCCUUCCUAGAGAACCUGGAAGUGAAUGCAAGGGAUCUGACAAAGAUUGAAAAUACAGGGAAAGUGCAGGGACUCAUGCUCACCGUGAAAGGUGAGGGAGGUGGAAAGACCCAAGGUUAUGACUUCUACUCCAGAUUUUUUGCCCCCUGGCUUGGUGUAAUGGAAGACCCAGUCACAGGGUCUGCCCAUGCCGUUCUUGGUAGCUACUGGUCCCAGCAGCUGGGGAAGAAGGAAAUUCGGGCUUUUCAGUGUUCCCCCCGUGGGGGAGGAAUGAAGAUUUCCUUGCAGGACAGUGGAAGAGUUGACAUUACUGGUCAAACAGCUUUUGUUUUGGAAGGGAAUUUGACCAUUUGAAAGUCACCAUGCCAAGAUUUACAUCACUUCUGACUACUUUUCUGUAGUUGCUAAAUACAGAUUAAAUGCAGAAUGAAAGGGAACAUGGUUGAAGAUCCUCUUAUGCAAUGGACAUUUUUGAAAAUUAUAGAAUUAUUAGUGUAAAUUUAAAAAUUAUAUGGAAAGCAUGAGAGCGCCAGAAAGGGUUGCCAUCUCCAAAAUGGUAACUUGCAAUGAAUUUAAUGUCUGAACCUCAAUUAAGGUGCAUUGAAUGCAAA